This is a messenger RNA of Hemicordylus capensis (graceful crag lizard), 4373 nucleotides long. RefSeq names its product TLR4 interactor with leucine rich repeats (gene TRIL). Gene Ontology annotation, molecular function: protein binding. Gene Ontology annotation, cellular component: extracellular matrix. The record is from RefSeq and is a predicted model, not a curated record. NCBI's taxonomy places the organism in Eukaryota, Metazoa, Chordata, Lepidosauria, Squamata, Cordylidae.
UGAAGCCACCCCCCCGCUCCGCUCCUCCGGUCCGGCUGUCUCCUUCCAAUCGGCAUGGGCUGUCCUUUCUCCUUCCCUCCCUCCUCUCCCCUCCUUCCAUCCGAUCUUCCAGUGAGUCCCCGGGGACAAAGUGUGGGAAGUGCGAGUUUCCGCUCCGUUUGUCUGUCCCCGGCCGCCUCCCCCGCCUUGCUCUGCAAGCCCAGAGAGCAGCAGCCCAGGCAGAGGCAGCAGGAGGGUCGCAGGGAGCGAGAGCAGACCGCCGAUCCUGCCUACCCUUGGCGGGGGCUGCAGCAGCAGCGGCAAGCCAUGGAGUCACCGGGCUGCGCUGCCAGUGAGGAACUUUCGGCUUUGACCCGAUCCUUCCAGACGGAGAAGCUGCUGCUGCUGGCCCCUGAGCUCUCGCCUUUCGCUGUGCAGCAGCCGUCGAGCCAGACUCGGGCAGCGCGUCCCAAUAGGCAGCGGAGGAGCCCGGUCUACAGCCGCUGCGCAGGAGAGGGGGAUGCCGGAGAGACGCCGAGGGAGCGGCGGAAGCAGACCGCAGCUCGCCCUAGCGGGAUGGAGCCACUGCCGCCGCCGUUGUCGCGCAGGGUCCGCCCGCUGGAGCUGCUGCUCGUCUGCUGCUCCUUGGUUCUGCUCCCUCCUGCAGUAGAGCCCAUCUGCCCGGAGCCAUGCGACUGCCAGCAACAGCAGCACCUCCUCUGCACCAACCGGGGGCUGCGGGCAGUGCCCAAGGCCGUCGAGCCGCAGGACAUCCUCACCUACAGCCUGGGCGGGAACUUCAUCGCCAACAUCUCCGCCUUCGACUUCCACCGCUUGGUGGCGCUGCAGCGCCUAGACUUGCAGUACAACCGGAUCCGCACGCUUCACCCCAAGGCCUUCGAACGCCUGGCGCGCCUCGAGGAGCUUUACCUGGGCAACAACCUGUUGACUGCCUUGGCCCCGGGCACGCUCCGCCCCCUGGUCAAGCUGCGCAUCCUCUAUGUGAAUGCCAAUGAGAUUAAUUAUCUGAAUUCAGUGUCUUUCGCUGGCCUGAGCAGUCUGGUCAAGCUGCGGCUGGACGGCAACGCUCUGGGCUCGCUGGGCGAUGCCACUUUCUCAGGGCUGACCAAUUUGCUCUACUUGCACUUGGAGGCCAAUCGCAUCCGCUGGCUGAGCCGCAAUGCUUUUGCCGGCCUGGGGAAACUCCGCUUUCUCGACCUGUCUGGGAACCAGCAGAAUUCGUUGCGCCAUGCAGACACCUUCAGGCCUAUGCACUUGCUCAACACUCUCUUUCUCUCCGGCAACAACCUGCAGCAGCUGGGAAACGGCCUCUUCCAACACUUGUCCAGCUUGGCCAAGCUGUCGCUGAGUGGGAACCGCCUGGCUUGGCUGGCACCAGAGGCCUUCACAGGUCUGGGGGCCCUCAAGGAGAUGCGGCUGGAAGGAAACCUGCUGACCCAGCUGCCGGCCACCCUCCUGCAGCCACUGCAAAGCCUAGAGGUGCUGGACCUGAGCCACAACUUGCUAGCUGCUCUCCACCCUGCUGCCUUUGGCCACCUGCACAAGCUGCGGGAGCUCAGCUUACAGGAAAAUGGUCUGACCACUAUGUCUGGGGACCUCUUUGCCUCCAGCCCAGCUCUCUACCGCCUCGAUCUUGACGGGAACGCCUGGAACUGUGACUGCCGCCUGCGGGGCUUGAAGCACUGGCUGGGCUCCUGGCAUUCCCAGGGGCGGCUCCUCACCGUGUUUGUGCAAUGCCGCCAGCCGCCUGCCUUGGCUGGGAAGUACCUUGAUUACUUGGAGGAUGCACAGCUCCUACCUCCUCUCAAUGGCUCUUCUUGCUCUGGAGGGGCUGCCUCUCCUUCUCCCCCACCCCCUAGAGGCAACAGCAGCUACAGCCCAGGCCUAGCACAGGGAAAGCUUAGCUCCCCACCCUCUGCCUCCACCAUUCAGCUGGUAGGCUCCCAGAAGACGUUAGCUCCAGAAAGAGAGAGCUGGGCAGGUGACACAAGUGCGACAACUUCAGCAUCCCGCUUACUGUUCAGUACUAGGCCACCUUCUCUCCCAGGUGCUGCUUGGCCUAGGCGGGCAGGGAAACACCACUUGGUCUCUUCAGUGUCUGGCAUUCCCCCGCUAGUCACUGACCCCUGUGAUUUUAACACCUUGUUUCUUUACAACCUGUCAGUAGAUGCCGUCAGCGCCAGUGCAGUGACUGUGCGCUGGGGGGUCCGCCCGCAUCGCAGCCCUCGUCUUCUCGGGCCGGUGCGCUUCAGAAUCCUUUUUGAUCGCUUCGGAGCAGCUGUCAAGUUCCAGCGUUAUGUGUAUCUUCCCGACUGGAGUGAACCAACGGCCACCCUCCAGGAGCUGCGCCCAGAUACCCCUUACCUGGUCUGCGUGGAGGGAGUGAUUGGGGGCCGUGUCUGUCCAGUGGCUCCACGAGACCAUUGUGCAGGGCUGGUCACCUUGCCAGAAGAGGGUGCAGGUACAGGUGCAGCUGCUGCUGUGGCAGGUGGGGCCCAAAGCCUGGACCAUCAGCUCCUCACCCUGGUGCUGCUAGCGGUGAACGCGCUGCUGCUUUUUCUGGCCCUGGCAGCCUGGGCCUCCCGCCUGGUGCGGAAGAAGGUGCUGGGGUGCCGGCGGCGGAAGACAGCAUCGCCGGUACACAUCAGGCAGAUGUAUUCAACCCGCCGGCCCCUACGCUCCAUGGGCACGGGUGUCUCUGCAGACUUUUCUGGUUUCCAGUCCCACCGACCACCCCGCAGCACCGUCUGUGCCUUAAGUGAGGCUGACCUCAUUGAGUUCCCCUGUGAGCGCUUCAUGGACAGUGGUGGUGGAGGAAGCAGCAGUGCCCAGCGCGGAGACGAUCAUCUGCUGCAACGGUUUGCAGAUUAGAAGCGUGGCCUGAUCAGAGGUUACAAGGUGCAGCCUUCCCUUAUGCUGGAAUUACAGGGCUCCUGAUGUCAUAACUUAGCAAUGUCUGCUGGGAACCAUUGAUACUUCUUGGCUGCAGGCCUGCCACUGAACAAAAAUGGCAGCUCAUCAGCCAAAUGAGGAAUGGCUCUAAAAUAGGAUAUGCUCUGAAAUGCAACUAAGGCUCCCUUGAAAUGUUUGCUGAAGGUUGUAUUUGCUUAAGUGGUCCUACAGCAGGGUUGCACCACUGUUCUUUCAAGGCACCAGUGCUCUUUACUGUAAGUGGGUGGGCACUGGGUCUUGUUCAUGGUCAGAUACCAAUAUUAGGCAGGUCUUUGUGGGAUGGUGUCUUUUUAAAAAAAGUUUUCCAAUAAUCUUUUCCUCACAGAGUCUGGUGGUGGUUGUUUUCUAACUGUUUGUAAUUAUCCUUAACCUGAGGAUAUAACUCUGUAACUAAUUAUAAUUGUUCUUGGCCAGGAAAGGAGCUGGAAUAAUGAGAGUGAAAUGAAAAAGAAAGUGGUGCUCUGUGUGUGUGUGUGUGUGUGUGUGUGUGUGUGUGUGUGUGUGUGUUCUUAGCUGAACUGGUUUCUGUGCCAUUUGGGUUUUCUUUAACUCUCAUCUCACACCAUUUUAAGUGCCAUUUCCAUCAGCUAAUGCAAGGUCAAGUCCUAAAGGCUUUUCCUCCACAGAACUAAACUUAGAUAUUACCUUCCCAUGUGAACACCACAGAAAGCUGUUUUCUGGCCCUCCAUGCAGAAGCAGUCCAAUAAAUUCUCAUCCUUUAUGCCACUGAAUCACAGAGAGCCUAUGUAUAUCACUGCUGCCUCCUCCAGGCAUAUGCUUGCACUGCUGUGCAUAUAUUGUAUGCAUUUGGAGCAGCAGAGAGGGCAAGGAUAGUUGAAAUACAGUAUUAUACUUCUUCAUGGAGUCGCACCACAGGAAUGGACUGAUCAGUAGCACUCACAAGAGAAACAAUAAUUGCCAUGCCUUCUUUGCAGGAAAUGAAAAUCAAUGCAAUUUCAGAUACUGACUUUAAUUAUUGCAUCAGAAUGCAUAAUCCUGCAUUCUUUAUUUAAGAAGAGCUAGGUUUGCCACUCAAAUAAUGUGAAUACAAAUUACUAUUAUGGCACGGACGUUUCUUGAACUUUUAAUAUUGAACACUGACUUUUUAAGCACAUCAUGUCUGUUUGCCUAAAACAUUUCCCCCCCCAAGAACUGCCUUGGAAAUGAAUGUUAAUGUGUGAGUAAUUUGGAGAAGUUAGAAUGAUGCAUUUUAUAUUGACCAGCCUUUUUAAAAAAUCAAAUUAAUGCAAGAUGUUUUUAAUGUGUGUUUAUAUAACUAUGCAAAAGAUGGAUGCUACCAGUUUUGGUCCUGCGUGGCUAAAUUGCUAACACCACUAGGAAAAACUAACUCAAGUUUAUUAUAAUUUGUUUAGAAUGAAUUAUUUUUACAAUGGUCUUGAAUAAACACUUUUUGGUACUUC